UUUUUUUCAUCUGUUCUUUAAGCUUUAGAUGUUUCUAGCAUGGUUUUUACCCUUCUGUUUUGAACGAGUUUUUAUAAAUGAAGUUAGGCCAAAACGCAGACCGUGUCCCUCUAUUACGCGUAUAACUAACAAGACGCCCCUGGUUUGAAGCCACUCGGAUGUUCACAGGGUGACGUGGUCCUGUAGUUGUAAGCCUCACAUUAAAACCAGCAAUCUGGAUUUCAUUUUUUGUUUGUUUGUUCAUCAAGAAGCUUUUGAAUCAACUGAAUCAAAACAGGGAAGGCAGUAUGGGGAAGGAGUACAAUGGAUCUCCCAAGCUUCACUUGCUGGCUGAUUCCAAGAAUCGAAGAAUACCUUGGUACUUAGGAGUCUUUGGGCUCUGUGUUCUGUUUUACUUCUUGGGUUCCUGGAAGAACGCCAGGACUCCGUCAACAGACAUGGCCAAGACUAACUUGGGUGUCUGCAAUUCUGCUGCCCCGAAAGGCUCAUCAUCACCAUCACCAUCAUCUUCGUCUGUUAAACUAGAUUUCGAUGCUCACCAUACAGUGGGGAGUAAUGAGAGUCUUACAGAAGGCAAAAUGACAUUUAAGCCUUGCAGCAUGAAGUAUAGUGAGUACACGCCUUGCCAAGAUCCAGUGAGAUCUCGUAAGUAUAGUAGAGAGAAGCUGAUGUACAGAGAACGCCAUUGCCCAGCAAAGAAUGAUGUCCUUAAAUGCCUCAUUCCUGCUCCUCCAGGGUAUAAAAACCCCUUUUCAUGGCCCAGAAGUAGAGAUUAUGCUUGGUUUGCCAAUGUACCACACAGAGAGCUUACGAUAGAGAAGGCCGUGCAGAACUGGAUCCAGGUUGAGGGCGACAAGUUCCGGUUUCCAGGUGGUGGAACCAUGUUUCCUCGCGGUGCAGAUGCUUACAUUGAUGACAUCAAUAAUUUGAUUCCUUUGACAGAUGGAUCUAUCAGGACUGCCAUUGACACUGGUUGUGGAGUUGCUAGUUGGGGCGCCUAUCUGCUAAAAAGAAAUAUUUUAACCAUGUCCUUUGCGCCAAGGGAUACACAUGAAGCACAAGUGCAGUUUGCUCUGGAACGUGGGGUCCCAGCUAUGAUUGGGAUCAUGGCUACUGAAAGGAUGCCAUAUCCAGCAAGAUCCUUUGAUAUGGCUCACUGUUCUCGUUGUCUGAUUCCAUGGAAAGGAUAUGAUGGUAUCUAUUUAUUGGAAGUGGACAGGGUAUUGAGACCUGGUGGCUUUUGGAUUUUAUCUGGUCCUCCUAUUAAUUGGCAAAAACAUCACAGGGGUUGGGAAAGAACUCCAGAGGACUUGAAAGCAGAGCAAGAUGCAAUUGAAGAUGUUGCCGAACGUCUGUGUUGGAAAAAGGUUGUUCAAAAGGGUGACCUUGCCAUAUGGCAAAAGCCCACAAACCAUAUUGAAUGUGUAAAAAGCAGAAGUGUUUACAAGGCUCCUCAUAUUUGUAAAGAUGACAACCCUGAUAUUGCUUGGUAUAAGAAGAUGGAAACCUGUAUAACACCACUUCCAGAGGUCAAUGAUGUAAACAGUGUUGCAGGCGGGGCCUUAGAAAAAUGGCCAAAACGUGUAACAGCUGUCCCUCCCAGAAUAAGCAGUGGCACUCUACCUGGAAUUACAGCUGAAAAGUUCAAUGAGGAUACUAAACUGUGGAAUGCCAGAGUGUCAUACUACAAAAAGCUGAAUGGCCGUCUUGCCCAAGGAAGAUACCGAAAUAUCAUGGAUAUGAAUGCUGGUUUGGGAGGCUUUGCUGCUGCCUUGGCAAAUGAUCCUGUCUGGGUCAUGAACGUGGUUCCAUCAGAUGCAAAACAAAAUACUCUUGGUGUCAUCUAUGAGAGGGGAUUGAUUGGUACUUAUCAGAACUGGUGUGAGGCUUUUUCAACAUAUCCCAGAACUUAUGACAUGAUUCACAGCAGUGGUGUCUUCAGCAUGUACCAAGACAGGUGUGACAUUACUGACAUUCUACUUGAAAUGGACCGAAUCUUACGUCCUGAAGGGACUGUGAUAUUUAGAGAUGUGGUUGAUGUUCUUGUGAAAGUAAAAGCCUUGACUGAUGGGAUGAGAUGGCAAAGUCAGAUAAUGGAUCAUGAGACUGGCCCCUUCAAUCAAGAGAAAAUCUUGGUUGCUGUUAAGAAUUAUUGGACAGGCAAACCAGAAGAAGAAAGCUCCUAAGGGCUCCUAUCAUAUUUGUAUUAGAUUUGUGAUUUUGUGGGUGUUAUUUUCUUCACUUUUUUUUGAGAAUGUGAGAGAAAUGGCAAUGUUAGCUCUCUGUUCUCAGAUUUUGUACAAUUCCCAAUUGUAGCCAGUCUGGCAGACAUCUUUUUCAUUUGUGUUUUUAGGAUGGGUAUCAGUGGUGUCUCAUUUGCUUGUCGUGUCAUUCUUUGGAGCAUUAUGAAAUAAGAUCUAAGAGUUCUUAUUUUCAA
Molecule: messenger RNA, 2437 nt
Organism: Cryptomeria japonica (Japanese cedar)
Lineage: Eukaryota; Viridiplantae; Streptophyta; Pinopsida; Cupressales; Cupressaceae
Product: probable methyltransferase PMT17
Exons: 7
Coding region: 288-2186 (632 amino acids)
Cellular component (GO): endosome; cytoplasm; trans-Golgi network
Molecular function (GO): methyltransferase activity
Source: RefSeq, a predicted model, not a curated record